AUGCCACCAAAGGACCAAAAGAAAGGUGCCGCCGCCAAAGGCAAGGCUGGCAAACAAGCCUCCGCUGCUGCUAAGUCUGCAUUGAAGGGUGUCCACUCCCACAAGGUUCGAAAGGUUCGCAAGUCGACCACCUUCCACAGACCAAAAACCCUUCAACUCUCCCGAUCUCCAAAAUACCCACGCAAGUCGGUUCCACACCAACCCCGUCUCGAUGAGCACAAGGUUAUCAUCCACCCUCUUAACACCGAGAGUGCCAUGAAGAAGAUUGAGGAGAACAACACUCUCGUCUUCAUUGUCGAUAUCAAGGCCAACAAGAGACAAAUCAAGGAGGCUUUGAAGAAGCUUUAUGACAUUGAUACCAUCAAGAUCAACACCCUCAUCAGACCUGAUGGAUCAAAGAAGGCCUUUGCCCGCCUUACCCCAGAUGUUGACGCUCUUGACAUCGCUGCCACCAAGCUCGCAAUUGUCUAA
Molecule: messenger RNA, 471 nt
Organism: Glarea lozoyensis ATCC 20868
Lineage: Eukaryota; Fungi; Ascomycota; Leotiomycetes; Helotiales; Helotiaceae
Product: Ribosomal proteins S24e, L23 and L15e
Exons: 4
Coding region: 1-471 (156 amino acids)
Biological process (GO): ribosomal large subunit assembly; translation
Cellular component (GO): ribosome; cytosolic large ribosomal subunit
Molecular function (GO): structural constituent of ribosome
Source: RefSeq, a predicted model, not a curated record